UCGGUCGUCAAAUGAACAACUAGAAUGUCUCAUAAAGGCUGGAUAGUUUAUCACAUUAAAUAUCCGGACUAUAGAAGUUGCAAUUUCGUUUGCUUUACAUUCCUUUAGUACAUUUGAAAAGACAUAGUUGACACCAAUAUCAUUAAGACAAUUGUAGGCUUACAGGUGCGUGAUCACUAUAAUGUGGAAGAUACUGGUUGUGUCAGUCCUAGUUGUGUUGUCAUUGAGACAAGAUACAGAAGCAAUAAUGAUAACUUGCCCAACCAAUGUUACAUCGAACAACUACGUUGGUUUUACAAGUGGAAUUAUUCAAGUUAGAACCGACCACGAAGCAAAUGUGGCCACUGUUACCUGGGACCCUCCCAUUGUAACUGAAAACGUUAGCCGUUUCAACGUGACGUCAUCGCCGUAUAAAUCAGGAGACGAAAUACCAAUUUCGACAAUUCAUGUAAUCACAUUUACAGCCACAGAGUCAUCAGGAGACACAGAUACUUGUAAUUUUGUGAUAUCUGUUAUCGAUAUUGAGGAUCCAAUUUGUACCAUCGACCCGCCAACGUAUAUAGGCUCUGCAGAGAUGGACGAACAGAAUUCUACAAUCAACUACGUCAUCACUGUUAGAGACAAUGUAUAA
Messenger RNA from Anneissia japonica, 631 nucleotides. Its product is annotated as sushi, von Willebrand factor type A, EGF and pentraxin domain-containing protein 1-like. Bases 182 to 631 code for a protein of 149 amino acids. The transcript is spliced from 3 exons. NCBI's taxonomy places the organism in Eukaryota, Metazoa, Echinodermata, Crinoidea, Comatulida, Comatulidae. The record is from RefSeq and is a predicted model, not a curated record.